Messenger RNA from Drosophila albomicans, 3448 nucleotides. RefSeq names its product zinc finger protein Elbow (gene elB). Lineage: Eukaryota; Metazoa; Arthropoda; Insecta; Diptera; Drosophilidae. Gene Ontology annotation, cellular component: nucleus. The record is from RefSeq and is a predicted model, not a curated record. Gene Ontology annotation, biological process: negative regulation of DNA-templated transcription. The coding region runs from base 1441 to 3081 and encodes 546 amino acids. The transcript has 3 exons.
GACUCUCGGCAAAGGCGACGGCGACGGCAGCGACAACUAUUGGACUCGUACAAAAACCACUACAAACGCAAAAGCGGAGCGAAAACAUGAAUGAGCGUGAAUGUUGUUUAUAGAUUUUUAGUCGAAUUCUGUUAUUUCACGUUAAAGUACGUACGUGCGCUACGAACGGAUUGUGAACGGAGUGUGUGAAAUUAUUUAACGUGUGCCGCGUGUCAAAGAAAUACGUAAAAAUUGCACACGAAUGCAAAUGCACAACUACACACAUACGCACCAUAUGCAAAUCUCUGUUUCUGUGUACGUCCACGUCUGUGAGUGCUCUGCUCUGUGAAAGUUCGCAAUAAUUCGAAAUAUUUUUUAAUAUUUAAUAUUUAUGCUAAAGUGAUGAUGUUUUCAAAAGUGCUUUAUACUUAGACUGAGAAUACAUACAUAUAUAUUAAUUUACACCAUAAAAUAUUAUUAUAUUAUAAAUCAUAAAUCAUAAAUCGAAAGGGAAUUCUCGACGUCGCAAUAUACGCAACAUUCAUUUAUUCAAAGAGGUUUUUACUCCUCCACCUUCUGCCUGUCCCCCGUCGCCGCAACCACCGCUGCCGCUCAGACUGUCACAUUGUAUGUCAAAAUCACACGUACGUGCCUCGUCAUAAACGCGCCCUAAACGAGGCAUUCAAGCGAAACCGCAAAAGAAAACAAAACAGCAUACAAAACCAAAAAACACAGCAACAACAACAACAACAAUAAAUUGAAAGGCGCAGCCAAAGAAAGAAAGUAAUUUAAUAGCUGAAAAAGCGUUAAUUGUUGUAUUCUUAUUCGAUUCGAAUUGCAUUUUGCAACUUUUUGGCGCGUAACGCAAAAUGAGAUUAUAACGUGCACAGCAACAACCAUAACAAAGUAGCCAAUCACAUUUAAUAAAUGUUAAGCAGCUGCAAUUAAAAUAUUUAAUGAAUUUAUUACACAAUUAAAAUACCAACACCACAUACCGCACCGCACCGCACCGCAUCGCACCAAAGGCAGCAAAUAAAAAUUAAUAUGCCGCAAGCGUGAAAGUCACAAUUCGACGCAUAAGCCCCCUUGAAUUAUUAAUGAUAUAAAUUACAAUCAAACAAACAAUAAUACAACAAUACGCCACACACAAUAACAUUAAGAAUCCCCAAGCAACAAUAACAACAGCAACUGCAAUUUCGAAAAUCGACGGCUUAAUCAGCUAGUUUCGAGGCGCAGGCGCCGCUUUUCACACGAGUUGGCAGCACGCCACUCUUCACGGUACGGCAGGCCACUCUACACGGUACGGCAGUGCGCAAAGUCCACACCACAAUUAAUUGGCAGCGUCCGCUCCUCGCUCCUCGUUCCCGCCUCGUCAGCUAGCCAGCGUCUCCCAAGCUCAACUCCAACGCCUCCUUAACCAAAGAACCAGCCGUCAAAGUGGAUUUAUCAAAUUAUAACAAAAUGCUGCAAUCCAGCAACCAUCACUACCUGAGGCCGGAUUAUAUGACAGCUGCCGCCGCCCCAACAGCGCUGGACAAUAAAAGCAGUCCGUUGGCGCUAUUGGCGCAAACAUGCAGCGCCAUCGGUGCGGAUACCGCGAAUCCAAAGCUGCUUGCAGCCAACAUUGAGAAGUCGACAAAGCAGCAGCCGAAAGGCAUCGCCCAAGGCUUGGGCAAUGGCAACGGCAGCGGCAACGGCUUGGGCCUCAGUCUGGGGGACAGCACACGCGAUAAAUCCUCACCGGUUAGCAGUCAUUCAUCCAGCGUUAGCACCGGCUCUGUGGAGCAGCAGCAGCUGCCGCCGGCUCACAGUAAAACCCCCAGCACCUUUAAGCCCUAUGAGGCCAAUAAUAACGACUGCGGCGCCACAAAUCUCAGCAGCAGCAGCAGCAGCGGCAACAACAACACCAGCAGCAGCCACAACCUCAACACCAACACCAACAGCAACAGCAACAACCAACGCGUUAAGACACCCAAAGCGAAUGGACAACAGCGCUGCGAUUCGAACCAAAGUGCCAGCAGCUCACAGCGCGAAUCGCCAAAUGCAAUGGCAAACUCGAACGCGAAUGCGGCAAUGGCAAAUGCCGCUCUCAGACGCACACCCACCACAGCAGGCGCCCAGAUCAAUGGCAGCCCGGUGAUGGUGCAGUCAUCCAUGCCAGCUCGAAGCAAUUCCAAAGAGUCCGCUGCAUUGAGCAGUCCAAGUUCUGCUGCUGCUGCUGCCGCCGCCGCCGCCACCUCGAAUCGCCUCCAGGAAGCCGUCUACGCAGCUGCCAAGGAGGCUAGCUAUGUGAAAGCUCUUCAUGCAGCCAGCCAGCAGGCGAAUCCCUCGGCAGCCUCCUAUUAUCCUCCAGGCUAUGGUGCUCCAUACCCCAUGGACUUGAUGGCAGCCAGCUCGUUGAUGUCACCACAUCAUGCCAUGUUCAAGGCGUCGGCGAUGAGUCCCUAUCUGAACUACGCUCGACUCAAGGGUCUCACGGAACCAUCAGCCAUGAUGGCCGGCGCACCCAACGUGUGUCGGGAUCCCUACUGCACUGGCUGCCCAGCGAGUCCGCAUUACAUCAACAAAGCUGCCGGCCAGCCCUGUCCGGCUGGUUGUCCGCAGUGCGAGGUCUCUGGUGGCAGCAAGUCGAGCACGAUAGGUGCCAGCUCAGCCAGUGGAGGAGGUAGCUCCAGUGCAGCAGCAGCGGCUGCAGCCUCAUAUCACGCCCAGCUGGCGGCAAUGGCGGCCGCUUCCCAACUGCCGUACGUGUGCUCCUGGAUUGGCAGCGAUGCGGCGUACUGUGGCAAGAGAUUUGGCACCUCCGACGAUCUAUUCCAGCAUUUGCGCACACACACGGCCUCUGUGCCGGACGCAGUGUUGAGUGCGGCAGCAGCAGGAGGCAUACCACCGAACCAUCCGCUAUUCCAACGCACCUACCCAACUCCGCCGCUGAGUCCGUUGUCGGCGGCGGCACGCUACCAUCCGUAUGGCAAGCCAUCAAUGCUGCCCCCAUCCCUGGCACCGCCCGGACUCCCCGGCCUGCCGCCACAUCCUGCACUGGCGCAAUACUUUGCGCCCUACUCGUUAUACGGACCACGCAUGGGCUCAUCGCAUCCGUAGUAAACAUAGAGAAGCUAGGGCAACGGAUGGGAGUGGGGAGCGGGGAACGGAGAACGGAGAAAGGAGGGAGAAGAGAGAACCGGGAGGGUCAACUCACUCGUGAAACGAAAAGCUAGUGAUCUAAUGUACGAUAGUUACAUACAAAUGUUUAAUAUUAGCUUUAGGCUCUAACGCAAAGUUGAAAAGAUUCUAUUCAAGGACUUACAUAGGCAUGACUUAUUUAAGACAGCUUUCCAUCGGAGAGUCGGUCUGUCGUCUGUCGUAUGUCCCAUUUACUCGUAAUGCUUAUGGUAAUUUUAAUAUUAUUUAUUAAUGUCAAAGAGAACAACAAAAAUAAAAAUAAACACAAAAGCAAAUACAAAUACAA